Molecule: messenger RNA, 626 nt
Organism: Solenopsis invicta (red fire ant)
Lineage: Eukaryota; Metazoa; Arthropoda; Insecta; Hymenoptera; Formicidae
Gene: PIG-P
Product: phosphatidylinositol N-acetylglucosaminyltransferase subunit P
Exons: 1
Coding region: 142-528 (128 amino acids)
Biological process (GO): GPI anchor biosynthetic process
Molecular function (GO): phosphatidylinositol N-acetylglucosaminyltransferase activity
Source: RefSeq, a predicted model, not a curated record
UUCUUUGAUAAUCUAUUGUUGGUCACGGAAACUAUCAAACAAUUUGGUCCACCCGAGCCGACGUACGAUCAUUACUGAGCCAACACUUCGCCGAUUAUAUUUCAUCACCAUUGGUUUUGAAAUAUACAUGUAAUAUGCAUUAUGGAGCACACUCCCGCGCCUUAUGGUCCCAGGGCAGUCUACGGAUAUGCUAUGUACAUCGGAUCGAAUAUGCUCUUCCUGUUGUACGUGAUAUGGGCAAUAAUACCGGACGAAGUGCUGCACGAUUACUUGGGCCUGACGUACUGGCCUUCCAAAUAUUGGGCUGUUGCGAUACCCAUAUGGGCACUGACCGCUCUUGCCACGUUUGCGUUCCUGAUUUAUCCGGCUAUCAACAUGGUGAUAACUCCGGAUAUCGAUGAUAUUCGAACCAUCAUGGAUAAGUACGUCCUGCCGAAAACCGAAACCACUUCAGACGGGAUACCGGCUGUGUCUGAUAUACCAAUCACAGAAGUCUGUCGGAAAUUAUAUCUGAAAAAAGAUUCAUAAUUGUCUGCUGUAAUAAUUGUAAUUCUAAUUUCUUUUUCCUUGAGAUGGGUAUACAAUUUGUUAGAAAUAAUAUUUGAAAAAUACAUGUGUUACGAGAA